CGGCCAUGCCCUUUGGAGGAACAAAGGUCGGCUCAGCAUGUCAGUCAGCGUCCACGAGACCCGGAAGUCGCGGAGCAGCACGGGCUCCAUGAACAUCACCCUCUUCCACAAAGCCUCCCACCCCGACUGCGUGCUGGCCCACCUCAACACGCUGCGCAAGCACUGCAUGUUCACGGAUGUCACGCUCUGGGCCGGCGACCGCGCCUUCCCCUGCCACCGCGCCGUGCUGGCCGCGUCCAGCCGCUACUUCGAGGCCAUGUUCAGCCACGGCCUGCGGGAGAGCCGGGACGACACGGUCAACUUCCAGGACAACCUGCACCCCGAGGUGCUGGAGCUGCUGCUGGACUUCGCCUACUCGUCCCGCAUCGUCAUCAACGAGGAGAACGCCGAGUCGCUGCUGGAGGCCGGCGACAUGUUGCAGUUCCAUGACGUGCGCGACGCCGCCGCCGAGUUCCUGGAAAAGAACCUGUUCCCCUCCAACUGCCUGGGCAUGAUGCUGCUCUCGGACGCGCACCAGUGCCGCAGGCUGUACGAGUUCUCCUGGCGCAUGUGCCUGCUGCACUUCGAGACCGUGCGGCAGAGCGAGGACUUCAACAGCCUGUCCAAGGACACCCUGCUGGACCUCAUCUCCAGCGACGAGCUGGAGACGGAGGACGAGCGCGUGGUCUUCGAGGCCAUCCUCCAGUGGGUGAAGCACGACCUACAGCAGAGGCAGGCCCACCUGCCCGAGCUGCUCCGGAGUGUGCGGCUGGCCCUGCUGCCGGCGGACUGCCUGAAGGAGGCCGUCUCCGGCGAGGCCCUCCUCAUGGCCGACGAGCGCACCAGGCUCAUCAUAGAUGAGGCGCUCCGUUGCAAGACCAAGAUCCUGCAGAACGACGGGGUGGUUACCAGCCCCUGCGCCCGGCCGCGCAAGGCGGGCCACACGCUGCUGAUUCUGGGGGGCCAGACCUUCAUGUGCGACAAGAUCUACCAGGUGGACCACAAGGCCAAGGAGAUCAUCCCCAAGGCCGACCUGCCCAGCCCCCGGAAGGAAUUCAGCGCCUCAGCCAUCGGCUGCAAGGUCUACGUGACCGGGGGCCGGGGCUCUGAGAACGGGGUCUCUAAGGACGUGUGGGUGUAUGACACUGUCCACGAGGAGUGGUCCAAGGCGGCACCCAUGCUGAUCGCCCGCUUCGGUCAUGGCUCAGCAGAGCUGGAGAACUGCCUCUACGUGGUCGGGGGACACACUUCCCUGGCAGGCGUCUUCCCCGCCUCCCCUUCGGUCUCCCUGAAGCAGGUGGAGAAGUAUGACCCCGGGGCUAACAAGUGGACGAUGGUGGCCCCGUUGAGGGAUGGAGUCAGCAACGCCGCCGUGGUGAGCGCCAAGCUGAAGCUCUUCGUUUUCGGGGGGACCAGCAUCCACCGAGACAUGGUGUCCAAGGUCCAGUGCUACGACCCCUCGGAGAACCGGUGGACCAUCAAGGCCGAGUGCCCCCAGCCUUGGCGGUACACAGCAGCCGCUGUGCUGGGCAGCCAGAUCUUCAUCAUGGGAGGCGACACGGAGUUCACGGCCGCCUCAGCCUACCGCUUCGACUGCGAGACCAACCAGUGGACGCGGAUCGGGGACAUGACCGCCAAACGCAUGUCGUGCCAUGCCCUGGCCUCGGGCAACAAGCUCUAUGUGGUGGGGGGCUACUUCGGGACCCAGAGGUGUAAGACCCUGGACUGCUAUGACCCCACUUCGGACACGUGGAACUGCAUCACCACCGUGCCCUACUCGCUCAUCCCCACGGCCUUUGUCAGCACCUGGAAGCACCUGCCAUCGUGAGGAGCACCUGCGGAGCCCACCAGACUCUGCGUGUCUCUCCCCACCCCUGCGGCUGCAGCCCUCAAUGUCCCAGAGUGGCCCUCACCCCGUCCGCCACCGUGGGAAGCUCAGCCCGGCCCCGGAGCAGCACUUGAGGUGGCCGGAAGCUGGUCCCAUCAGCUCUGGGAGCAGCAGUCUCGGGGGCUGUCCUGAGCUUCAGACAGGAGGAGAGAAGCCAUCUCGAGUGCCCCGUGUGUCUGCCCAAGGCCUUUUCCGCUUUGCAGUGGUUUGUAGGGGAGAGGACCUUCCGCAGGCACGUCGACCGACCCCAGGACUCCCUCAGCCUCGGGGACAAGCCAUGUGUGCAGAGCGUUGAGGUUGCUGGUCUCAGCAAGUCCUGUGCAGGGGCGCGGGAGGCUGGGCAGGGGGGAGCCCUGGGUGUGUUGGGACGGGCGGUACUGGGAGGCCUUCACACAGCGCCCACAGCACAGCCUUGGCCUCGCCACCUCCCUGUUGUCAUUGUAACGUCACCCAGCAGAGGGUGUCCCGCACCUCGGGGAGACGGGGUCCACCUGGACUGAGAAUACAGGUUGCCCAAGAGGAAAUCAGGGACACGUGUCAUGGGCAGAAACCCAUCGGGUGACCUCGGUGGUGCCCACGAGACUUCAUUAGCGAACGACACCAAGACCCCCAGUGUUAAAGAGGAAGCUGUUUUGGGCCCCUCCCUCAAGUCAGGCCAGCCUUGCCCUGGUGCAGAGACACUCGGGUCCUGUCAUCGGACUUGGGGGCUGCCCGUCUCCUCAGAGCCUGCCUGUCCUCAGAGCCUACCCCAAGAGGUGGCAGUGACCCCAUCUCCUGACAGGACCAUGCUGGCCCUCAGGAUGUGGCGGGGCCCCCGAGCCUGGGAGCAAAUAGGAGAUGGCACCCCCAGGGUUACUCCAGGGCACCCACUCUAGAUCCCUCCAGGCCUGCAGGAUAGCAGCAGGGCCUGUGACCCCGGGCCCCCAGCCAGCACCAGCUGUCCUCUGGCAUCUGGGCCUUCCAGCUGGCCCAUUUGCUCACUGGGCCCCAAAAGCAAGAAUGGUCCCGAGGAGAACUGCCAGGUCUUCAGUCAUUUUCUCCACGUCUCAAGUCAGUGGGACCCUCAUCCGUGUAUCCCCAGUAUCUGGGCUUCCGGAGGGGCAGCUCACACCUAGUAUUAGGGUUUGCAGCCCAGCCUUGCCACCCCUGGGCAGCACUGUUGGGGGGCGCGGAAUGGGGCCUGGGCCAAACCGGGGCCCACCUGGCCGCCCGCCAGCUGCCUGCCGUUUGCUCGGUGCUGCUCGGCUAGGUCGGGACUGGGGCGCCCAAGCGAGCUGCGCCGUGGAUGGGGCCGCAUCAGAAACCAGCCGCCGUCUGGAACCCUGCCCUGCCGCCUCGCGGGAAGUCCGUGCUGCUGCUGGCCCUGCGGGCGUCCCUUGGGGAGGGCUCUUGGUGCUGGGUUCACCCGCCCGUGAGCCCCGGCCACGGCCCGUCGGCUGCCGCUUGGGAAACGCUGGAAGCAGCGAGUGCAUCUCCAGGUCCGUCGGGGGCCGCAGACGCUGCCGGCCCAGAGGCUGGCCUCCGCGGGUCCAGUGCGCAGCCCCGGCCGCGAGAAGCCCAGGGCGCUGGACCCGGGAGAGGGCGCGGCGGGGGCGGC
This is a messenger RNA of Enhydra lutris kenyoni (northern sea otter), 3464 nucleotides long. RefSeq names its product kelch like family member 25. The coding region runs from base 38 to 1807 and encodes 589 amino acids. Lineage: Eukaryota; Metazoa; Chordata; Mammalia; Carnivora; Mustelidae. The transcript is spliced from 3 exons. Gene Ontology annotation, molecular function: protein binding. The record is from RefSeq and is a predicted model, not a curated record.